Molecule: messenger RNA, 12255 nt
Organism: Epinephelus fuscoguttatus (brown-marbled grouper)
Lineage: Eukaryota; Metazoa; Chordata; Actinopteri; Perciformes; Serranidae
Source: RefSeq, a predicted model, not a curated record
ACCGGGCAAGUGAAAAAAAACCUUAGCGUUGAACCCUGAGGUCUGUGUCCAGGCUCCCAUGAGCACUAUGGUGUUAUACAUAUGAGAUAAAAGCAAAAUUUUGUGUAAACAUGCAGCUUAAAGUCAUUUAUUUUCACUUGUACAAAACCAACCAACCUAAACCAACCAUUUGUUAAUCAGAAUGUGUAACUACACUGCAGCUCGGCACAACCCUGCUGAUACACUAUUUUUUGCACAUUGUGUGACUUAAAAUGUGAAUAAACAUUUAUUAUGAAAAAUAAUAAUUCAAUGACAUCAUGGUGGACAUUGUACAUCUAGUAAGAAAAAAUAAUAUUUAUUACAUGGGGAAAGUUUAGUUUAAAUGUGUUGUAGAACUAUUACUGUUACUUUAUCUACAUAAGAUCAAAUAUUUUGGUAUGAAAAGCUGCAUUUUUUAUUUAACCAAGUAUCCUGUAACAUAACUACAUGUCUUACGAUUGUAACAAACCAAACCGCAUGAAAAUCGGUUGAGAAUUCAGCGAGUAAUGAUGAUUUUAAUGACAAAUAGUCUCCUGCCUCAAUAGAAAUACAUGCAUUAGGCAGUGCGGCUGCGCCUGGGCAAGAUGGCGGUCGCGUUGACGUAUCACUCCAAUGAGGAGCGCCGUUGAAUGCGGCAUCUACGUAUAUGAAUGCGGCAUCUACGUAUAUCUAUGUCGUGAAUUGCAACUACAUCUGAGUGCUUUUUUUCUGAGGGAAACCCCGCAAAACAAUCAGGGGUUCCUGCAGAACGCUGACAUUUGACUCCACAUGGAUUAAGUGCCUACAUGCAGUGAUAGCUGAUUGGACCUCCCGGUGGCAUGAUGGCUCAUCAUCCGAGCUUAUAAAAGCGUCACGAAAAAGGCGUUGGUCAGCGUUUUCACAUCGACUCUGAGAGAACUUUCUCACCUGGCCGUGUGAUCUUGUACCCUACUGCUUUGACAGCUGCGAUUGACCUGCAAUCAUCUGCACUGCAUCUGUGAUCUUCUGAUCCAGAACUUGUACACAACACACAAAGAUACAUUCAUUCAAUCAAACACACAUAGCCAACUGAUAAACACAUUUCUGAUUCUGUACAUACACACACAUACACACACACACACUUACUAUUUUAGUAGGUGUCUGUCUACUGCUUCCAAGGUAAGUUGAGCUAUGUAUGUAUUUGAAGGCUGAGGCCAGAGUCUGCCUGUAAAGUAUAGCUUUUGAGUAUGAUUAGUAUACAGUCAGAGUGAUUUGUAUGAUUUCUUUGUGAAUGUUGAAUUAAUUUGUUUUGGUUGUUUGUGUAUGUUUUUUAAGAUGCCCCGUGCCAAGUCCCACCGGCGUGCCCAGGCCAUAAAGAGGAGGAUGGCGACGGCGCAGACUUGGACCCCCCUGCCACCUGUCCCCGAGUUUCGUGCUCGGCGUGGUACUGGUUACCGCCAUCGUGUGCGGAGAUGGCCAACUUCGGAGCUGACCCAGCGCAGCUUCAGGUUGGUCACUCCAGCUCAGCAUCCAGAGAAGCAGCACGUGUUCGUCGUUGGAGACUCCCACCUGCGCGCCAUGGUGGAUGGGUUCGUGGCCAUCCCGGAGGGCUGUCUGUCUUUUGGUUUUUCUGUCUGUGCCAGGGAGCUGAGGAUGGAGGUGCUGCGUAGUGCUGUGCCUGGACCCGGACGCCAUGUGUUGCUCGCCCUGAGCAACAACCUCACUGCCAGCAGGACCAUCAGUGAGGCGGCGUUGGACUUCGGUGCGCUCCUGACCACCGUCUGCAGCCGCUGGCCCAAGGUCUUUGUGUUGGACUUCCCUCCCCGUCUGACCAUGGACCUUGGCUUCCAAGAGCAGCUGCGUCAGGAAUACCACCGUGUCGCAGCACGCAUGGGUCUCCCCUACGUGUCUGUGACGGCGCACUUCCCAGUCCAUCGGUUGGAGCUGUGGUGCCAUGAUGGCGUGCACCUCAGCGACUCCGAUGGCAUGCCCAUCCUGGUGCAGCUGCUGUGGAACGUGGCCUACCUCCAGCUGGCACCCCCUCCACCCGCGCCCCCGGUGUCUCCCCGGAGAUCGCCGGGUGGCCGGGUGUCCCCCACUCUGGUCGUGAUGGGGCACGUUCCUGUGCCGCGUCACACUGACCCCUGCGAGUGGACGGUGGUUGGACGGCAGGGCAAGGCUGGAACAUCUCUGGUGGGACAGUCUGUCAUCCCGUCCAACCCUGUGUGGUUCAGCAGUGGCAUGUUGGACGCCAUGGAGAAGGUUUCCCCUUCUUCUGGCUCUGGCUGCCCUGCUGAUCCGCCAGCUGGGCAGACCUUCCGUGUGAAGCGUCAGCCCAGAGGUGUUGCCGCAACGCGCAGAGGACGAAAGUGGCAGGUUCCGGCAACACCUGUGCCUGCCUCUGUGACCGAGUCUACCUCCAAGCCUGGCCCAGCAGUCCAGGAGGUGCAGGUCACAGCCCAGCCGUCCAUGGAGGUGGUGGUGGAGGUUGCUGCAGCGUGCCUUGCCGUGCCGAUGGACUCCGCCAUCCAGGAGGGAACCCGGAUGUCACAGAGGAUCGGCACAGAUAAGGAUGUUUCUGUUCCUUUUGUUACUGUUCCUGAUGUUAGUGCAGUUGUGUCAGAUUCAGACAGUCAUGUUGUGGCAGCAGACGGUAGCAGAGGGUUCAGGCUUGGGAAGGUUGUGAGGGGAACGUUUCACCAGGGAGAUGAGCGGUUUGUGUAUCGAGGGCGGCAGUGUAUGGCUAUAGGUUUGGCCAGCUUAGCCAAACACACGUUGAGUGUGUUCUCGUGGGAUAGGUUUGAUGUUGAUAGCGCGUUGGUGGUAGGUGAUGAGUUGUACACUAGUUUGCUUGACCUGAACAUUUUUAGCCACGAAUCAAAUCUCCUGUCUGUUGGAGAUUUGCCAAAGCAGUUUGAGAUAGGGGAGCAGUUGUUUAGCUUUAGCCACGGUGACACAGUGUUGGGUGAAGUAGGCGUGACUGAGGGUGAACACAUCGACAGCGGUGUGUUCAUCAGUCUGAGAAAUGGACUGGAGAGGAUCUUCAGUCAGUAUAGUACAUGUAUUAUGACGCUGUGUGGGAAUAGUUCUGUCAUCAUUUGUGAGGAUGGACGGUUUGCUGUGGUAGACAGUCACUCGCGUUGUGACAUUGGGUUAGUGCAUAGUGAUGGUAAAAGUGUGGUGUUGCAGUUUGAUUGUCUGGAUGAUCUCUAUGGAUACAUCUGUUGUUUGGCAGACAGUCUCAGUUCUAGGCAGAAGCUCUUUGAGCUGUGUGGCGUUAGUGUCCGUGAGGGUGCAAGCCCAGUGCUGUCUUGUGUUUCUGUGGAGAGCUGUAUUACUGAGAUGAGUACUGCUCCAGUGGCAGACUAUAGUGAUGUUUCUGAGGCGAGGGUAAAACACAUUACCUCAGGCAACUGUGUGUCUGAGUGUGGUGUUGGUGUAAAUGUAAGUCCAGCACUGUCUGGCAUUUCUGUUGUGACUUUAGCCAGUCAGGUGAGCAGUGGUUCAGUGGCAGAGUCAACAGUUAGUGAUGGUAGAAAGUGUAAAAUUUCUUCUCGCAUUAGUGUGGUGAAGAAAUUAAAGACAUUUGAUGUUAGUGAGGUUAAUGCAGAUGUAGAAUUUGUUAGUGCUGUGGCAAAUGAGGAGCUGCUCUUCCAACCUCUUAGUGUAGAUGUCUGUAAAGCUUUGUGUAGCCAGUUGAAGAUAGACUUUGGGAAGGUCAGUGGUUCUGUGUCCACAGAGAUGGGGCUGUUAGGGGUCCCGUGUUUAAAUGAGAGGAUUGUGGCUGAUGGUAACUGCUUCUUCAGAGCCAUCUCUCAGGCUGUGAGUGGCUCACAGAAGUACCAUCGCAAGAUUAGGCUAGCUGUAUGUAAGGAGUUAGAAAGGAAUUCAGAUAAGUAUGCAAGUCUUCUGAGAAGUGAGUAUUCAUCUGUUUCAGAGUAUCUUCAGCAGUCCAGGAUGAGAAAUGUGAACAGUUGGGCUACAGAGGUAGAAAUCCAGGUCACAGCAGAUUGGUUAGGAGUUAGUGUGUGUACUUUUUAUGAUGGACGUUGGUUGAAGUACAAGUGUAACAGUAAGUGUUUGUCAGCAGAGUGUAUUUAUGUAGAGAAUGUCAUGGGACAGCAUUUUGAGAACACUGUUUGUGUGCAUAAGCCUGGACUGCAGAUUUGUUAUAGUUACUGUAAACUUAGUGAUGUGUCAGGUUAUAGCAUUAGGUCAAGAGUGACAGAUGUUGUGGAUAGUGAGAAGUUAGCCGUUGGAUGUAAUGAAUGUGUAGGGUCUGAAGGCGUAGGUUGUAAACCUGUAAAAUCAAAGUAUUUGAGGCAGAAAAAAGGGACACAGGAGAAAAUGAGUAGGUUGCUUAGGGAGAGACGUAAAGUAAAGUUUAUGAAGAUGUAUCAGGAGAACGUAUUGUAUAGGGAAAGUGUUAAAGCGAGAAUGGUUAGUAAAUAUACAGAGAACAUCCAGCACAGGCAGAUGGUUAAAGAGAUCAGUAAAGCUAAGAGUAUGGUGAAGUAUAGAGAAAGCAUCGAGCACAGGGAGAAAGUUAAAGCGCUGAGUGUUGGUAAAUAUAGAAAAGACAUCCAGCACAGGCAGAUGGUUAAAGAGAUCAGUAAAGCUAAGAGUAUGGCGAAGUAUAGAGAAAGUAUCGAGCACAGGGAGAAAGUUAAAGCACUGAGUGUUAGUAAAUAUAGAAAAGACAUCCAGCACAGACAGAGGGUGAAAAUGAUGAGUGUUAGUAAAUAUAGACAAGACACCCAGCACAAACAGAGAGUUAAAAUGAUGAGUGUUAGUAAAUAUAGACAAGACACCCAGCACAAACAGAGAGUUAAAAUGAUGAGUGUUAGUAAAUAUAGACAAGACACCCAGCACAGACAGAAGGUUAUGGAUAGCAUCAGGUUGAGUAGGAAGCAGAGGAUGGAGAAGUCAGUCGACUUUGGUUUUGUUAUGGAGCAGUUUUUGGAAAAGGUCAGGGAUGGUCCAGAUUUUGUGUGUUGUGUGUGUCAUAGGUUGUUGUUUAGAAAUCAGGUGCAGAGCUGUGUAAGGGAAGUGUAUGGUACAAGUUUAGCUACAGCGGGUAUUGCAGAACAGUGCAUUAGUGAGAAGUAUUUGCAUAGAUGUAACGAUCAGUGUGUUGUGCCUUGUCAGUUGGUGUUGUGUAGAGGUCAGCUGUGGAUUUGUCAUACGUGUCAUCGUAAGAUUAGUGCAGGUCAGAUGCCAGCUGAAUGUUGGAGUAAUAACUUGGAUGUUGAUCCCGUUCCACCAGAACUGGGAUGUCUGAAUAGUUUAGAGCAGCAUUUGAUAGCCUUGCAUAUUCCUUUUAUGAAAAUGUUGGCAUUGCCUAAAGGGGGGCAAAAUGGAGUACAUGGUCCAGUGACCUGUGUUCCCGCCAACAUUACGCAAACUAGUAAUGUGUUGCCGCGUUCGAGUAUGGAAGGGUCUUUGGUGCAGGUGAAGUUAAAGCGCAAGUUGACAUAUAAGGGACAUUACGAGUACCAGUUUGUGGAUCCGUUGCAUGUAAGACAGGCGCUGGAGUAUUUAAAGAGGACCAAUAUUCAUUAUAGAGACAUAGAGUUUAAUGAGGAGUGGAUUAAUGAGUUUUGUAGGCAGGAAGAUGGGGACAGGGAAGAGGCUGGAUCAGCUAGUGAGGAUGAAGCUGGUAGAGGAAGUGAGGAAGCUGGUACAGGAAUUGAGGUUGUUGGUCAGGUUGUAGAAAAGGCUGAGGUUGAUGAUUUAGCAGAAUCAGCAGACAUAGUACAAGAUGAAAUGUCACAUGACAGACAGCAGCACUGCAUGUUGCAGGACACUUGUCUUAUGCCUGUUGAUAUUGGUCAGGAGGCAUUAGAUCAGUAUUUUGAUGAUAUUGUGAAUAUAGCGCCUGCAGAGGGAAAUAGUCCAGUUAGGAUGCUUUCUGACCGGAGUAAUGAAGCAAAGAGUUUCCCUGUAUUGUUUCCUCUGGGUCAGAAGACCUUCCAUGACAGUCGGCGUUGUCAGUUGAGUCUGUCGCGUUAUUUCAACAAUAGGAUUAUGCACUGCGAUGGUCGUUUUGCACGUAAUGUAGAGUACAUAUUUUUUGCUCAGUACAUGUCAGAGGUUGAUCAGGUGAUGUCAAGUGUUUCUGUAGCGUUGCGUAAAGGUAAGGGAGGUCAGAGGUCUCAAAGGAUUAGUCAGAGUAUGCUGAAGGAUGAGGAGUCUCUGAAGCAGUUGUUGCAGUUUGAUGAUGGAUUUCGGUUUUUAAAGCCUCUUCGUGGGACCCCUGCGUUUUGGAUGUCCGUGCAGAAGGACGUCUUGGCGUGUGUGCGUCAGUUAGGGAUUCCGACGUGGUUUUGCUCGUUUUCGUCUGCAGAUCUGCGCUGGCAGAAUCUCCUGACCAGCAUCCUGAAGCAGGAAGGCAGAACGCAGACGGUAGAGGAUUUGGAGUGGGCAGACAGGUGUCAGUUGUUGCGUGGUAACCCAGUUACAGCAGCGAGGAUGUUUGAUUACAGAUGGCAUUGUUUUCUGAAUGAGGUUCUCAUGUCUCCUGCUCAACCAAUUGGCAAAAUCAUAGAUUAUUUUUAUAGAGUCGAGUUUCAGCAGCGCGGUUCUCCUCACGUUCACUGUCUCUUUUGGAUUGAGGGUGCUCCCCAAAUUGAUAAGAAUACAGACGAGGAGGUUGUAGAGUUUAUUGAUAAGUACGUAUCGUGCGAGUUACCCUCAGAUGAUGACGCAUUAUUGGACAUUGUGUCAUCAGUGCAAACACAUUCCAAACGACAUUCAAAGUCAUGCAGGAAAAAGAAGACUGUAUGUCGUUUCAAUUUCCCAAAACCUGUGUCUGAGCGUACAUUUAUUUGUAAAAUAGAAGAAAUAAAAUGCACAUGUGACAAGAAGGAGGCAGAGGAGACAGGGGAGGAUCCUCAGUCUGAAGACAAACCAGUCUGUAGGUGUUUUGACAGGAGUAACAAGAUGAGAGUAGAGAUUGCGAAGUCCAUAUUGGAAUCCGUUAAGAAAGCAGUGGAAAGUGAGUUGUUUGGUAGUGUAGAGGAGUUAUUUAUGAGUGUGGGCAUUAAUCAGGAGAUUUUUGAAAUGGCAUAUAGGAAAAUGCAAAAGAAGACCAAGGUAGUUUAUAAGAGAGGAGUAAAUGAAGUUUGGGUCAAUCAGUAUAGCAAGCAGUUGUUGAAGUGUUGGAACGCUAAUAUUGAUGUGAGCUUUGUAACUGAUGCGUAUGCAGUUGUUGUGUAUAUAAUAUCGUAUAUUACAAAAGCAGAGAGAGAAAUUGGCCUGUUAUUGAGUAAUGCCCAAAAAGAAGCCAAAAACCAAGGAAAUGUCUCAGCUAAAGACGCGUUGAAGAAGUUGGGUAGUGUGUAUUUGCAUAAUAGGGACGUUAGUGCUCAGGAGGCAGUGUAUAGGUUAACAAACUUGCAUUUGAAGGAGUGCUCUAGGAAGGUUGUGUUUGUGCCGACAGGGAAUAAUAUAGUGAAGAUGAGUUUACCCCUCAGUGUUUUGAGGCAGAGAGUAUCUGCACACGAUCUUAGCACAGAAGAUAUGUGGAUGACGAGCUUCGUGGAUAGAUAUAGGAACAGGCCCGACGGUGAUGUGUUUGAAAAUAUGUGUAUGGCGACAUUUGCGUCGGAGUAUCGUGUUCUUUCCAAAAACGAAAAGUCUCCGGACAUGAUUCGAUUGAAAAAUGAUUUGGGCUUCAUUUUGAAGAGGACACGUACUCAGUUUGCGGUUGUUCGGUACAUGCGCGUUAGUUUGGAAAAACAUCCAGAGUUGCAUUUUCAGAGUUUGCUGCAGUUGUUCCUUCCAUAUAGAACUGACUCAGACCUCAAACCUGAAGGCUUUGAGCUGUUUGAACAGUUCCAUGAGGAAGGAAGUGUGACAUUUAGUGACGGGUCAGUACAUGCGGUUAAGGACGUGGUGAAGGAUAAUAGAGCUGUGUUUGAUGUAGACAAUCCAGAUUUAGAGCGUGCGCAGGAGAUUGCAGAGCAGCACGGUGUAGAUGAGGAGGAUGCUUGGGGGGAGCUGUGUCCUGAACAGGAAGUUGAACGUCUUGAGUGUUUAGAGGAGAGAAGGCAGCAGCAGGGAUCUGAGAUAGUAGAGGAGCAGUUACAAGAACGUCUGGAGAAUGUGCCAGAUUUGGUUGUUGGUAGUAGACAGGUAGUGCAGUUGGAGAGGAAGAGGAAUGUGAUGUGUAGAAGUGAGGGCUUAGCUUUAGUUAGGUCUCUGAAUGAGACACAGAUGGCUGUGUUUUAUAAGGUCAGACAGUGGUGUUUGCAGAAGGUGAUGGGUAAAAACCCAGAACCUCUGCAUGUGUUUGUGACAGGUGGUGCAGGGACGGGGAAAAGUCAUUUAAUUAGGGCUAUUCAGUAUGAGGCAGGGAGGUUGUUGUCCACACUUUGUGAUCAACCAGACGAUAUUUGUGUUUUGUUAACCGCACCUACAGGUAUAGCUGCAUACAAUUUUUAAAUGCAGCAACAAUUCAUCACACAUUCAGUAUUGGCACACAUGCCAGUUUGCCUUACAUCCCUUUGGGUGAGGACAAACUAAACUCUUUGAGAGCCAAAUUUAGUCGCCUCCAAAUUGUAAUCAUAGAUGAAAUCAGUAUGGUUGAUCACAAUCUGUUGGCAUAUGUUCAUGGUAGGUUAAGGCAGGUGAAGCAGACGGGCGACUUUUCCCCAUUUGGUAAUGUCAGUGUGAUAGCUGUUGGAGACUUCUAUCAGUUGCCUCCCGUUAAAGGGAAGCCUCUGUAUAGCUGUCCGCUUGGUGUGGACCUGUGGUGUGGUUUUAGUAUAGUGGAGUUGACAACCAUAGUUAGGCAGAAGGAUAGUGUGUUUGCAGCGUUGCUGAACAGGUUGAGAGUGCGUUCAAAGGCCACCCCAUGUUAGCUAGUGAUGUUGAAAUAUUAAAGGCUUGCGAGACAGGGGAAGAGAGCUCUGCUUUGCAUAUUUUUCCAACCAAUAUGCAAGUAACUGAACAUAAUUUUAUGCAGUUGAUUACCAUGUGUCCAGAUUAUGUUGAGAUAGAAGCCAAAGAUUUCAAACAUAACAGGAAAACAGGCCAAUUGGAAUGUACAGCAUGGCAUCAUAGUAAUGCGGACACAUGUUUACUGGAUAGGUUGUGUUUGGCAAGGAACGCACGUGUUAUGUUAUGUAAGAACGUAGAUGUUGAGGACGGUCUGGUCAAUGGCGCAUGUGGCACGGUAACUCAUAUCAAUUUUGGUGAUGAUGAGAAGUUUCCUAAAACAGUUUAUGUCAGAUUUGAUGAUGAGAAAAUUGGCUCACAGAGGAGGAAAACACGUGCACAUGCGGCAGUAGAAUGCAGGUAUUCUACUGCUAUUGAUCCCGAGGAGGACAGGGCAACUAAAGCAGGUGGUCUGCGAUUUCAGUUUCCUCUUAGGCUAGCGUGGGCGUGUACAAUGCAUAAAGUGCAGUGAUUAAUGGUAGAUGAGGCUGUAGUGUCUUUGAAGAAGGUGUUUGCACCUGGGCAGGCGUAUGUAGCUUUGAGUCGUGUUAGGGCUUUGUCUGGACUGAUCAGGGAUUUUAAAGAGAAGGCCAUUUACUGCAAGGAUGCCAUAAAGGAGGCCUUAGACAGCAUGCCCCCAUUUUUAAUUGAGCAGCCUAAACCUUCAUUAAGUGCACAAAGUUUCUCUGUGUAUUUAAUGAACGUUCAAAAUUUAAGUCGCCACCUGGCAGAUUUGGUGUCUUGCACACAGCAUUUACAGCCUAACUGUAUUGCUGUCACAGAAACGUGGCUCACUGCACAGUCCUCGUUAGACAGUGUCCAAAUUGAUGGAUAUGCUUUCCACAGUCGUCCGCGAGGUUUGUGUUACAGCAGCAGUAACCCCAAAUUGUUAGAGCUCCAGGAUCUAGAACAUGGUGGAGUUGGUUUGUACAUUGUAGGCAAUUUGGACUGUAGCAUCCUGCAGGCGCCCGAUUUGAAUCUGGAGUGUUUGGUGUGCCUGUGUAGCAAAUUUAACAUUGUGAUGGCAGUAAUUUAUCGUCCACCAUGUUAUCCAAAGUCUUUAUUUAAACAAAAUCUGGGGAAAUUACUUGAUUGGUUGUAUCUAAUUAGUGACACAGUUGUAGUGAUGGGAGAUUUUAAUGAGAAUGUUUUGAAAAAAUCAUCAAUUUGUAAAUUCAUGGGGCAAAAAGGAUGUCAUCAGCAUGUAACACAGGAGACAACAGAAAAGGGGACAUUAAUUGAUCACGUUUAUGUUAAAACAGCACAGUAUGAUGUGGAAUGUGCAGUGAUGCCCACGUACUUCAGUGAUCAUGAAGGUAUUCUGUGUAGUUUUAGUGUGAGAGAUGAUCAGGGUGAGCUAUAGGACUUAGACAGGUUGUUUGGGGACUUUGAGGAUGUAGAGGUGGAUGCGUAGUGUUUAGAUGUGGAUUAGAUCAGGUUGGUUUGUGUAGCUUCAUGUGACUCAUACAAAGUCCCAGUGCAAAUGUAGGUAGUGGUGGUGGUGUUAUUAUUGUUGUCAUUGUGUUUAUCUGUAGAGUUUUCAGAGGAAACUGACUUGUAGUUUGUUGUUGUGUUGAAAUUGUGUAGGUUUGCACGCACGUGAAGUUGUGUUAGUGUAGAGUCUGUCCCACUCCAUUGUGUGAAGAUUGUGUAUUGUAGGGAGAUUUGAGUGUAUUGUGUGGAAAUGUUUUUAGUAUGUUAUGAUUAUUAUUAUUAUUAUUAUUAUUAUUAUAGUAGAGAUUUUAGGUGAAACCAAUCAUGUAUUACAGGUGGAAUGAGUUGAGUGUUAGCUGUUGUGAAUAGUGUUAGUUAAUUAAUAUAAUCAUGGUUUUUACAGCUGUUAGUGAUUGUAGAUGUGUUGGUGUCUGUCUGCCACAUGUUGGUUGUUGGUCUCUGUUGCGACUGAAUGUAUGUAUUUAUGCAUGUUAGAGUUUGUGGGUCUUUCAGUCCUGAUGUGUUCAUAUGCAACUGUUUCAGUCAUGAAAAUAUGAAAAGGUUAAUUUGACUCAAACAAAUACAUCAAUAGAAAAUAGACGGGCUUGAUGUUGCAUGUUUUCUGUAGCCCUCUAGUGUUCAAAAUUCUGAUCAGUAAGUUAGAAAAGAUGCAGCAUUACAAUUAUGAUGUUACAUAUGAACACAAGAGGAAAUGAUUGUAUUUAAUAAGUUAACAGUUAAUAUUAUGGUUGUUGUUGUUAUUUAUUCAUGUAUUUAUUUAUCAGGCUUUACAGGAUACGACAUCCCUCUGUCCCCACACACACACACACACACACACACACACACACAAUGGUAGAAAGCUCAGGAAGAGCAACUGAGGAGGGAUCCCUCUUCCCAGAUGGACAGACAGGCAGUAGAUGGCGUACAGAACAGAUCAGCAUAAUAAACAGUAAUACGUAUGACACAAAGAGACAGAAAGAGAAAUACAGAGAGAGAGAGAGAGAGAGAGAGAGAGGUGAAGGAGAAACGGUAAUGACAGCAGCUUACAACAACAUUAAUCAUCUGGCAGGAGCACGGUAGCAACAGUAGCUUUUAAUACAGGAAGUGCAGUCAGUAGUUCAGAUAAGAAAUGCUCAUGUUUGUGUACAUGACCUUACAGCAACUCUGACCUUACAGCAACUCUGUUCUGGCACCACAGGGCACAGACUCUUCAUUCUGCAUGUCUUAGCUGCCGAACAGGACACUUGUAAACAAAAAAUGUUGCUGCUGCUGUUGUUGUUGUUGUUGUUGUUGUUGUUGUUUCCACGAAUUCUCCUCCCCCUUGUGUCCCUCCAAUCUUAUGUUUUCUCUCUCCCUGUGCCUUUCAAAAUUUGUAUAGCUCAUUGACACUGCUUAAAUGAAUUGAAUAGUUGGUUGGUGGCGUUUCCUUUUUAACAGUAAUCUUUCUUCUCUCUGAGGUGGUUGAAAAUGCUGCUGUGAUGGAGCGUCCCAACCUCUGCAGUCCCCAAGUGAUAUUGUGGAGCAAGUGGAAUUUUGGGACAAAAGUUCCACAUGGUUGGUUGUUUUUUGUGUGUGUGCAUGUUCUGGCCAAGAUGCACUGUAGUCUAUGUGAGAGACAUAAUAAAAGUUCAAAAAGUAAUCCAGUAUCAAUUGUUGUUUGAGGGCAUGGACAGGAAGAGAAUGUAGGACUGUUAAUUGAUCAUUUUUUUUCUACAUGAACUAUAAAGUGAAACAGUGAAUUAUGUAAAUGAAUAUCCCGACAUGUUUUGUUGCCAUAUUUGCAACCAAUGUAUUAACUAAAAUGUAACUGAUAUCUUGGCUAUGGAAACAAAAUGUCAUCUCCAAAGUAUCCACAUUGACAUGAAAUACAUUGUAAUGAUAAAUAAACUAUAUAAUGUUAACUAC